CUUAAUAUUAAAAUUAAUGCAAAGGUUAGCAUCCCUAUUAAUUGGAUUUGGUUUAGGUAUUUUUGGUAUGAGUUUGUUGUAUGAUCCUUGGGCAUAAGUAUACUACAAAAUCAAUAUAGGAACGAUUUGAAAGAACAGUUAGAGAAACAGCAAGAUUAGAAAACUCAAUUCUUAAUAGUGUGGAUGUUUAUUUAUAGAUGAGAAUGUUUUUGGGAUAUGUAUUAGUGGCAUGUUCUUUUGUAACAAUGAAUAGGUAUUAUUAAUUUGAUUUUAAAAGGAUUGGUUUACUUUAUGUGCUCUCAAUUCCAGCUUUAUUAGUUUAUGCUGCAAUUAAUUAUAAUCAUGUUAUAUAUUAGUCAGAGAGACUUGGAGGAGAUUAAACAAUUUAAGGAGCAUUAUUUUAUGUUGCAUUUUGUUUUGCUGCAAUUGAUGCAUUAAUAAAACCUAAGAAAUUACCAUAACCAACAUCAACCUAAAAAAAAACAGAAAAGAAGAAAAACGAAUGAUUUAUUAUUAAACACAUGUAUUUUUAAUGGGAA
Molecule: messenger RNA, 539 nt
Organism: Paramecium sonneborni
Lineage: Eukaryota; Ciliophora; Oligohymenophorea; Peniculida; Parameciidae
Source: the annotation of a GenBank genome assembly